UUUGUCACUCGGAGAUGAAUGCCAUCUUAAACAGAAUUUCCUCAGAUGUCCGUGGCUGUAAAUUAUACGUGACAUUGUUUCCAUGUAACCAAUGUGCAAAAAUUAUAAUACAGGCUGGGAUAGCGGAAGUUGUGUAUUAUGACGAUAAGCACGAUUUUAAAAUCGAAACUCAAGCUUCUAAACUUAUGCUGGAAAAAGCUGGCGUUAAAACCAGACGAUACGAGCCAACACAACUGGAAUUCAGAAUUGGACAGAUAGAAAGUAAACUGUGAUUCCACAAAAACACACACAGAAAUAUAGAAAACGAUACAAGACUAGAGGCCAACUAAAUAUUUAAUUAUUUUGAUUGGUGGAUAAAUAUUCGGUAUUUACACAAGUUUUUAUUACAAUAGAUGUGCUUAUAUGCAGAAAAACAACAACCUUUUAUGAUGAAAAUUAUACGAAAUUUUACUACGUU
Ruditapes philippinarum (Manila clam) is the source of this 457-nucleotide messenger RNA. Its product is annotated as deoxycytidylate deaminase-like. Gene Ontology annotation, biological process: dTMP biosynthetic process; dUMP biosynthetic process. Gene Ontology annotation, molecular function: dCMP deaminase activity. NCBI's taxonomy places the organism in Eukaryota, Metazoa, Mollusca, Bivalvia, Venerida, Veneridae. Gene Ontology annotation, cellular component: cytoplasm. The record is from RefSeq and is a predicted model, not a curated record.